GAAGAAUCACCUUGGGACACUUAUCGUCGGACACUCAAGUGUAACCUGGCGGGCGAGGUGUUCAUUGCAGCUCGCCGUUCCUAUCCGUUCCAGGUGGUAGCCAUUCGGGAGUACACCAAAGGGGACGUAGCUAAAAUGCAACGACUGUAUGAUAUCCUUGAUCACGAUAAUGUAUUGACGGCCCGAGAGUGCUUUGUCAAUGAAGGAUACAUGUACGCUCUCGUUAACGACCUCCAGCUUACUUUGGAGCAACUUGUGGGGUGUCGGUCUCUUUAUCCCACGGAGGCGGAAUUAGCUUCCAUAAUUUGGCAGAUUCUGAAUGGUUUAUGUUACCUCAAUGAAACCGGAUUAGAACAUCAGUCUCUGAGAUGCCGGAAUAUUCUUCUCGACCUAGAUGGUGUUAUCAAGAUCGGAGAGUUGAUGCUUCUUGCUAGGUCUAUUUUAGUCUCUGCAAGGAUGUUCUAUUCCUACGAGAGGUAG
Penicillium canescens is the source of this 480-nucleotide messenger RNA. RefSeq lists its product as uncharacterized. Gene Ontology annotation, molecular function: ATP binding; protein kinase activity. Lineage: Eukaryota; Fungi; Ascomycota; Eurotiomycetes; Eurotiales; Aspergillaceae. Gene Ontology annotation, biological process: protein phosphorylation. The transcript has 3 exons. The annotation marks the transcript as partial. The record is from RefSeq and is a predicted model, not a curated record.